This is a messenger RNA of Prorocentrum cordatum, 2094 nucleotides long. NCBI's taxonomy places the organism in Eukaryota, Dinophyceae, Prorocentrales, Prorocentraceae. The record is from the annotation of a GenBank genome assembly.
UUGUCAACCAUGCGCAUGUGAGAAGUGAUGAUUUCAUGGUUUUUCGGAACAGAUUGGUACUCGUUCCCCUCGGCUCAAGCCGUUUAGGCCCAAGCCAUUUUGCCGAAGCAUUAUCUGAUUCAGGUUCAAGCUUAGUCCCGAUCAUCCUACAGGAAGGUUCUCUUAUCUGUGGUGGCCUUGUGUUUUUGUUAUCGUGCAGGCCUUGAUGGCCAGCACCGAGGCAAAACCAGAUGUUGCGGAGACCCCGUUGGUGGACCACGAAGGUCCAUACCGAGAUCGUGUGUUCACUCGGACGGGCCAUUAUUUCAUCAUUGGCACCAUGUGUGGGCUAGUUGGAGGGGCUUUUACUGUGUUUGUCACACUUUAUUAUCACAUGAAUGGCUUUGGCUCGGACGUAGAUUGGAGUCUGAAUGUUCGAGGGGAGCCAUUCCCGUCUGGGAACCAUUAUAUGCCAGCGAGUAUCAGUUUCAGUGUCGCAGACACGUCCUCAGCGGGUGGAAAGGUAUUUCUUGCUUUCAUGGUUGCCUAUGCUAUGAUGACCUUGGCGUCUUUAUACCCGUUCGAGUACGCAAAUGUCUUUGUACAUGAGGAUGUGUCGUUGUUUCCGUGUUGGGCUCCAAGGACUUGUUGGCCUUCCAUGAACACGUGGAGGGCGUACGUUCCACCACUUGGGAUGCUCCUGGUGGCAUUUGACCAUGCGUCUACCGUCAAUUUGUACAAUUCUGCCCAGACGGCAGCAAGUAUCUUUCAUACUGGUGGCGCAGUGGCAUGGCUGGCAGUUCCGCUUUACAUUGAGAUAUAUACGCUAGAGUGGGCAAAAGACGUGAAGAUCGGCCGUCUGGAAAAAGAGCUACGCACCGGUUGUGUCAUCCUUGCCGUGAGUUGUGCCAUUUUGUACGGGUUCUUCGGAAACACUUCACCCGAAUCAUUUGGCGUUUGUUGUGGUGAUGUAUGGCGGUAUGUGACUCAGGAAGAUGUCGACAUGGCCAACAUGAAUGGGGCGUAUGCAGUUGUACAAGUAGAUUUGAAGCUCAUGCAGUAUGCAAAGUUUCAGAACUUUCCACCGCCAACCAAUCAGGGCUUGUACGACACGGCUAGUGGAAUGGGCCUUGCGUGGAAGUAUGUCGGUUUCUUGGGUGAGGCAGGGGCUGGUUUCUUCUUUUUGCUCAAUGGGCUUGUCAUAUGGUAUUUUAGCAGUCCUCUUUCGGCGGAAGCUAAUACGUCAAUGCACGUUGCCAACCAAGUUGCAGAGUGAGCGGGCAUGCUUGUCUGGGGUUGAGCCAAGGCGAUGAAGACGCAGCGGUUGGUUAGCACGAACAGCGCUGCGCCGUCCAAAGGAGCGGGUCCUUUUUGUGGAUUCGUGGCUUGCCUCCUCGAUCAUGUCAGUACCAGUGCCCAGUUCGGUUACCAAUGUGGCCAGAGCGUCACAGCUUCGGUCUCGGCCGUUGGAAACAGCGAAGUCGCCCCGAAUGACUCAGCAACGGCUGCUAAACCAAUGCCGCGUGAAAAGCACAUUGAUACCGUCAUUGAUUUUGCAUUAAGUGCGAUACAAGAAACCUUGUGUGUGUGACUCGCCUCGUCACGUGAGUUAGUGCAUUGCACAUUCGCAUGACCAUCAUCAUUGAUUUACACGAAGAAUUUCGCCAUUCGCCGCUGGCCCACCCUCAGAUUGCUUGCACGGCCGCGCCUGAUCGGUAGGUUGGUUGUUUGUUUGCCUGUCGGCUGGUUAACAAGUCGGUUGGUUGGCUCGGUGUCUCAAUCGAUGGUUGGUAGUUGGUUUGGGCUGUCUGUUGGUUGGCUGCGCGCGCGUUUGUAGCCAUUCGUGAGAGAUAGUGGCCUCGAGAGCGCAGUUCCAUUGUGAUUUACGACUGCGAAGAUUCGCAGCUUCAAGAGCGUGCGCCCCUAGCUAUUUUAUGAAAUUCGCUGCCUCGGAUGGGGAGCAGAAUUCAUCGAAUGGGUUGUAGCCUCUGGGGCGCGAACGCGUUGCUGGAGGUUGUGGCCAGGGGCUCGCGAACCUACUAUACCUUAGCAGAGACAGUGGCCGUGGGAGCGCGAGCGCGUUGUAAUUUACGAGGGUGUGUGUGUGCCUUGGGA